UCGUCCGGAUAAGCGGGGCCGUCGUCAACCCCCGGUCCACUCCCUUCCCUUUCUCCCUCGCUCACAUGACCUACAGAGAUUCACAAUUCCCAUAUUUCGAGCUCAUGAUCAGUAGUAACUUCCAUAGCACUCCAAGCAGAUCUGUCCUACGCAACGAUCGAUCGAUCCAAGAGAAUGCGUGCGCGCGCGCGCCGCAGCAGCCUCGGAAAACAGCAGAGAGCUGAGCCAUGCUUCGGAGCCAAGCGACCCAUCCAUGCUACCGCCCCGGUGCCCCCAUAUAUAUGGCGCGACAGCGCCGUCGUCCUGCGGCACCGUCCAGCGAUCGUCAUCCAUGGCGCCGGAACGGUGGGCGCCGAUGCCGCCUCGUGUCGGGCUGGUGAUCUGCGGCCGUGGCUGGGUGCUGAUGACCAUGGCCCUUGCCGCGGCUGCUCAUCUCCCCGGCGCGAGAAGGAGCUCCUCGGGCUCCGCGGCCGCCGCCGCGGGCUGCGACCUGUUCCAGGGGAGGUGGGUGGCGGACAAGUCGUACCCGCUGUAUGACGCGUCGGCCUGCCCGUUCGUGCCCGACGUCUUCGACUGCCGCCGCAACGGCCGCCCCGACGACGCGUACCUCAAGUUCCGGUGGAGCCCCGCCAACUGCCGGCUGCCCAGGUUCGACGGCGCGGAUUUCCUGAGGCGGUGGCGCGGGAAGACGGUGAUGUUCGUGGGGGACUCGCUAAGCAUGAACCAGUGGGUGUCCCUCGCCUGCAUGCUCCACGCCGCCGCGCCAUCGCCCGUCCGCGCCACCCUGACCACCGGCGAGCCCGUCUCCUCCGUGCGCUUCGAGGACUACGACCUGCUGGUGGUGCUGUACCACACGACGUUCCUGGUGGACGUGGUGCAGGAGGACGUCGGCCGGGUGCUCAAGCUCGACUCCAUGCGCAACGCCAGCGCCUGGCUCGGCGCGCACCUGCUCGUCUUCAACACCUGGCACUGGUGGACCUACAGGGGCGCCAGCCAAGUGUGGGACUACGUGCAGGACGGGAACAGCACGUACCGGGACAUGGACCGGCUGAAGGCCUUCUCCAAGGGCCUCUCCACAUGGGCGCGCUGGGUGGACGCCAACAUCGACGCGUCCAAGACCAGGGUCUUCUUCCAGGGCAUCUCCCCCAGCCACUACAUGUCGAAGCAGCAGGAGGGCGAGGCCGGCGCAGCGGCGAGGGUGCCAGCGACUGGGGCAGGCGGCGGCAGCUGCCUGAAGCAGACGCGGCCGCUGCAGGAGGCCACGGACGCGGCGGGCGGGGGCACGAGCGGCACGACGCCGGAGCAGGGCGUGGUGCGGGGCGUGAUCGGCGCCAUGGCGUCGCCGGUGGCGCUGCUGGACAUCACCGCGCUGUCGCAGCUGAGGAUCGACGCGCACCCGUCCGUGUACGCGGGGCCGGGGCGGGACGGCAUGGACUGCACGCACUGGUGCAUCGCGGGGCUCCCCGACGCGUGGAACCAGAUCAUGUACGCCACGCUCCUGCAGCGGCAGCAGGGAUGAAACAGAUCGGACGCGCUUGAUCGAUGGUGAAUUGCUUUCUGAUUUAUUAUUUGUGACCCACUCGGCAUUUGUUUAGGUGUUGGCGCGUUGCUAUAGUUCUUCUGGAUACUGUAGGGGUGAUAGGAGUGGAACCUGAAACUGCAAAUUGCAGUGUGGCGUGAUGAUAGGAAGGCUGAUGGGUUGUUCCUUAAU
This is a messenger RNA of Panicum hallii, 1711 nucleotides long. RefSeq names its product protein trichome birefringence-like 38. Gene Ontology annotation, cellular component: Golgi apparatus. Lineage: Eukaryota; Viridiplantae; Streptophyta; Magnoliopsida; Poales; Poaceae. Gene Ontology annotation, molecular function: O-acetyltransferase activity. The record is from RefSeq and is a predicted model, not a curated record. The coding region runs from base 254 to 1519 and encodes 421 amino acids. The transcript is spliced from 4 exons.